Phytophthora sojae is the source of this 1536-nucleotide messenger RNA. RefSeq lists its product as hypothetical. NCBI's taxonomy places the organism in Eukaryota, Oomycota, Peronosporomycetes, Peronosporales, Peronosporaceae. Gene Ontology annotation, biological process: DNA-templated DNA replication; regulation of DNA repair. Gene Ontology annotation, cellular component: nucleus. The coding region runs from base 1 to 1536 and encodes 511 amino acids. Gene Ontology annotation, molecular function: ATP binding; single-stranded DNA helicase activity; DNA binding. The record is from RefSeq and is a predicted model, not a curated record. The transcript is spliced from 4 exons.
AUGGCAGCGACCGAGUGCCCGAUCUGCUCGCGCCAUGUGCGCCAGGAGAACCUCAUGCUGCACGUAGAGGCCUGUCUGGCCAAGCAGGAGCAGCCCAAGACACCGCUGUUCCGCUCGCCGUCCCCGUCGGCCAAGUCCAAGUCGCCAGUGAGCUUUAGAACGCCCAAUCGGAGCCCGUCAAGUUUACCCCCGAGUCAGAAUAAUGGGUCGCCGUCGCCUGCUGCUCAAAAGAAGCGCAAACGCUCGGCACCAGAGGACGUUUCCGGUGUGCCAUUGGCAGAGCGGAUGAGACCCAAAGAUAUGGAUGAUCUCGUGGGUCAGGAGGAGCUUUUGGGACCUGGGAAGCUGCUGGCCACGCUGAUCCAAGCUGACCGAGUGCCUAAUAUGAUUCUUUGGGGACCUCCAGGAUGCGGUAAGACGACGCUGGCCCACGUGAUAUCCAAGAAGACGGGCUGCAAGUUCAUCAGCCUGUCGGGGGCGACGUCCAAAGCGGGGGACAUGAAGGACGCGGUGGACAGAGCCCGAGGGGAGCGCAAGAUGUUUCGUCGCCGAACCAUCGUCUUCGUCGAUGAGAUUCAUCGCUUCAACAAGAGUCAGCAGGAUUUCUUUUUGCCGCCUGUGGAAGACGGCACCAUUACGCUGAUCGGAGCCACGACGGAGAAUCCGUCAUUUGAGGUGAACAACGCACUACUUAGUCGCUGUCGUGUGUACACGCUCAAGAAACACACGCCCGAGUCUAUCGAGAAGAUCCUACACCGCGCUCUGCGGGAUCAUGCCGCAGGCGGCACCGGCUCUGAAGUCAGCAUUGAGGCGGACGAUGCGGCCAUCGAGUACCUGGCGAAACAGUGUGCAGGCGACGCCCGAGUCGCGCUCAACUGUCUGGAGAUGGCACUUCAAACUGCUCCCAUGGACAGUGAGAAGCGUGUUCUGCGGGUGUCCGCUACGCACGUCCAGCACUGUUUCGCACACCGACAAACGCUGUUCUAUGAUCGCAACGCGGACAUGCACUACGACUGCAUCAGUGCGCUGCACAAGUCCGUACGUGGCAGCGACGAGAAUGCUACGCUUUACUGGCUCGCGCGUAUGCUCGAAGGUGGCGAGAACCCGCUGUACGUGGCCCGACGACUCAUUCGAAUCGCAAGUGAAGAUGUCGGCCUUGCUGCGCCUGAAUUGCUCCCCAUGGCCGUGUCGGCAUAUCAAGCAGCGCACUUUGUUGGCAUGCCGGAGUGCGAUGUCGUGCUUGCUCACGUCGCCACCAUGUUGGCUCGUGCGCCGAAGUCCAUCGAGGUGUAUGCGGCUUACAAGCGGGCGAAACAGUCGAUCAAGGAGUGGGAUGGUGGCGCGUUACCGGACGUUCCGAUGCACUUGAGAAACGCUCCCACGAAGCUGAUGAAGGAGCUGGGAUAUGGGAAGGAGUACAAGUACAACCCGCACUUUACGGCCGAAGAGCUCAAAGAUCAGACUUAUCUACCGGACGAGCUGGUUGGAACCAACUUUUUCGCGGAAUCAGAGACAGAUCGCGACGCUGGAUGCUGA